Messenger RNA from Prorocentrum cordatum, 273 nucleotides. The record is from the annotation of a GenBank genome assembly. Lineage: Eukaryota; Dinophyceae; Prorocentrales; Prorocentraceae.
GAGGCGCCCAAGGAGGAGCCCAAGGCGGAGGAGAAGGCUCCAGAGGUGAAGGUGUCGGCCGCAGACGUGAAGGCCCUGCGGACGCGCUCGGGGGCCGGCAUCAUGGACACCAAGAAGGCCCUGGCGGCGAGCGACGGCGACAUGGAGAAGGCGAUGGAGUGGCUGAAGAAGAAGGGCAUGGCGAAGGCCGACAAGAAGGCCGGCAACAUCUCCGCGGAGGGCGCCAUCGCCUCUUACGUCCACUUCAACGCCAAGACCGGCGUGCUCGUGGAG